Messenger RNA from Brachypodium distachyon (stiff brome), 2223 nucleotides. Its product is annotated as CBL-interacting protein kinase 5. The record is from RefSeq and is a predicted model, not a curated record. Gene Ontology annotation, biological process: protein phosphorylation; signal transduction. The coding region runs from base 601 to 1983 and encodes 460 amino acids. Gene Ontology annotation, molecular function: protein kinase activity; ATP binding. The transcript has a single exon. Lineage: Eukaryota; Viridiplantae; Streptophyta; Magnoliopsida; Poales; Poaceae.
AAGGCAAAUUGUUUGAUUAUAGAAAACCUAACAGCUUGUGAUAGAGAUUAGAAACAUCAACCAUGAUGGCCGCAUGCAGCUCAAGAUAAGUGGCUCCCAAAAGAACACCUCAUCACAUUGAUUCGACGUGUUGUUAAAGAAGCCAAUCAUGGAUGCCUUUCAAUUACUAUUCACAUAAUACAUUAAGAAGCAUGCAAUGGCUGCCCCAGAGAAGGCUAGGGUGAUGGCAUGGCUAGAUUCAGAGCACCACAGCGAUCCUACAAAUAGCAUCAGAAACCACAGCCACCCAACAGAAGUACCUGGCCUGUUUUUAGAGAGCCUGUUCCAAGUCCAGAGGAAGGGUGAGUCCUGGCCUCAUGUCACAAGGAAAGCUCUAAACACCGUAGAUCAUUUUUCUCUCUCUCUCUUCGUCUCCUUUCUCCUUGGAGGAUUCCAAGCAGACCAGAAGUAUCUUGGUUCCCCACAAUCACAGCGUUCUCUCUCGCCCUUCACCUCUCCUCCCUCAGGGAGGGAGGAAUACAGAGGCACGAAGCGGCGCAGAGUAGACGCUUAUGAAACAUCCCCUCUAGUUGCUGCUGUUGCGCCAAAAAAUCAAAGAGGAUGGAGAAGAAGGCCGCCAUCCUCAUGAACCGGUACGAGCUCGGCCGCAUGCUCGGGCAAGGCACCUUUGCCAAGGUGUACCAUGCACGGCACCUUGCGUCCAACCAGAGUGUCGCCAUCAAGGUCAUUGACAAGGAGAAGGUGUUGCGUGUUGGCAUGAUUGAGCAGAUCAAGCGGGAGAUCUCCAUCAUGCGCCUUGUUCGCCACCCCAAUGUCGUCCACCUGCACGAGGUCAUGGCCAGCAAGAGCAAGAUAUACUUUGCAAUGGAGUAUGUUCGGGGAGGUGAGCUCUUUGGCAAGGUAGCCAGGGGCCGACUCAAGGAAGAUGCUGCUAGGAAGUACUUUCAACAGCUGAUAGGGGCUGUGGACUUCUGCCACAGCCGUGGUGUCUAUCACCGGGACCUCAAACCCGAGAACCUCCUCGUGGACGAGCACGGAAACCUCAAGGUGUCAGACUUUGGGCUGAGUGCCCUCAAGGAGUGUCAGAAGCAAGACGGGCUGCUGCACACGACGUGCGGCACACCUGCAUAUGUUGCACCAGAGAUAAUCAACAAGAAGGGCUAUGAUGGAGCAAAGGCAGACAUAUGGUCUUGUGGUAUCAUACUUUUUGUUCUGCUUGCUGGCUACUUACCAUUCCAAGACUCAAAUUUGGUGGAGAUGUACCGGAAGAUCAGCAAAGGUGAUGUCAGGUAUCCACAUUGGUUCACUUCUGAUGUCCGGAAGCUUCUAUGCAAGUUGCUCGAUCCAAAUCCAAACAGUAGGAUCACCAUCGAGAAGCUGGUUGAGCACCCGUGGUUCAAAAAGGGUUACAAACCAGCAGUUAUGCUGGGACAGCCACAUGGCUCGAACAGCCUAACGGAUGUCCAGGCUGCUUUCGGCACUGACCAGAAGGACAAUAAAGCAGAACAACCAGAGAGCCCUUUGAAGCCAGUGAGCUUGAAUGCAUUUGACAUCAUAUCCCUCUCCAAAGGAUUUGAUCUUUCUGGCCUAUUUGACGACCAAGAGCAGAAAGCGAACUCGCGGUUCAUGACCCAAAAACCCGCAUCAGCAAUAGUAUCGAAGCUUGAGCAGAUAGCUGAGACAGAGAGCUUCAAGGUGAAGAAGCAGGAUGGACUGGUGAAGCUGCAGGGAUCCAAAGAAGGGAGGAAGGGGCAGCUUGCAAUCGAUGCGGAGAUCUUUGAAGUGACGCCAUCCUUCUAUGUCGUCGAGGUGAAGAAAUCGGCAGGAGACACAUUGGAGUACGAAAGGUUCUGCAAAAAGGACCUAAGACCUUCACUCAAUGACAUCUGCUGGAACGGGCAGUCAGAUGAAAAGCUUCGAUCACUAGCAGAUUCAUCAACUCUGACCCAGUCUUCUAAGUCGACCACAAGAAAUGCCAUUUGAGUGCAACCUCAUCAGAGAUGCAAUUAAAAUCCAUUCUCCUCUCUCUUUUUCCCUUUUUUCGUCAAAGAGCUGAGACUUCGCUCACUUGAGCAUCAGGCUUUAGGGCUCUUUGUUGAUCUUUUUGCAGUUUUUCUUUUCUAGUAGCAAUCGCUGAACAUGGAUUUCCAUCUCUUUUCGCCAAUAGAAGCAUGGAAAUCAUAGGGUAAUAAAGUACUUCUUUCAGUGUUGCUCUGGUGCAAA